GCACAAGCACAUAAAAAAAAACAUCGCGCGGGUCUCUGAUGUUGCUUGAACAGAGAUGUCCACGGCCUCCGAUACAGAAACCAUCAACUCGAACGAUCCCAGCUCAUUAGCUACGGAUUUCCCCGACACCCAAAUUCCCGCCAAUUCCUUGGACCUAGACAUCGUCGCCAAGGAGUCCGACGCCGGUCAGGACCUCUUUUGCUGGCACGAGCAUGUGUACCGGAAGCUAAACACGCGACCUACCCCACACUACAUCGAGAACAUCCUAGGCAUCGGCGAUCCUGAAGCUAGUGACAAUAUGACUGUUAGUGAGUUCACAGAAGGCCAGAUCAAAGUGGACAUCAAUGAGCCACUCAACUUGUCCACCAAAUGCAACAACAGAUUACGGACGAAAGCUCUCGACAAAGAAUCGACAAGGAAGAGGAAGAGGCCAAGGGUGGAAUCGAUAGAUCAGAAAGCGUCGCCGUCUCCGCCGAAUGUCCAGUCGUCGGAGCCGCUAUCUGACGAUGCUGAAAAGUCCAAGAAGAAGAAGGCACGCACCACCUUCACUGGACGGCAGAUCUUCGAGCUAGAGAAGCAGUUCGAGCUGAAGAAGUACCUCAGCAGCAGCGAGAGGUCCGAGAUGGCUAAGCUUCUCAAUGUCACCGAAACACAGGUGAAGAUUUGGUUCCAAAAUCGGCGGACCAAGUGGAAGAAGAUCGACAACAUAACGAACGCGGAGGCGGCGGAGCACAAGAACCACUCGGGCAAGGACAAGGGCUCCUCCGACGAGAUGAAGACGAAGGGUUUCCCCAAGCAGAUGAACCAGAGCUCCAACUCGAGCAUGGAGAGCGAUUCCAAAUGCUCGACGGACACGCCGAUACCGGCGAAACCAUUCAAGGUCGUCGAGCAAACGCAGCAGCCGCAACCGUCACCGUCGUCACCCGACGAUCAGGCCCACUUCCAGAAGCAGCUGGAAGCGACGAGCGAUGUCCUCCUGAAUUUAACCUUCAACGUGAAAGACACAUCUUAAUUGAGAUGCGCGGAGUCUCUGCGAGAACACGAGGAAAUCUUAGUAAAACCUCGAGAAAAUUGAAUCCGCCUCCAACCACCCACAGUACCACCCACGUCAACACCCGUUACACAACCCAAACCAAAAAAAAAGAUAAAAUUUACAAAAAAAA
Nicrophorus vespilloides is the source of this 1163-nucleotide messenger RNA. RefSeq names its product homeobox protein Hox-A4-like. The transcript is spliced from 3 exons. Gene Ontology annotation, biological process: regulation of DNA-templated transcription. Gene Ontology annotation, molecular function: DNA-binding transcription factor activity, RNA polymerase II-specific; DNA binding. Bases 56 to 1012 code for a protein of 318 amino acids. The record is from RefSeq and is a predicted model, not a curated record. NCBI's taxonomy places the organism in Eukaryota, Metazoa, Arthropoda, Insecta, Coleoptera, Silphidae.